AUGUAUUUGGGAUAUUCAAACAAAACGUUAUUACCAAAUAAGUACAAGCGUAAACAUUAUUAUAGUGUUAUUCGCUGUGAAAAAGAAAAAAAAGAUAGGGGAUCAAAUGGCAAGGCAGAAGAGGAAGGAUUAAGUAUUAAUAAAUUUGAAAAGGAAGAUAUAAAAGUAAACAAAAACUUAAAUGUUAAUAUAUUUCGAAGUGAAAAUGAACAAGAGGAAUCUGCAUAUGAUAAGGGAUUAUGUAUAUAUAACAUCCUCAAAGAUAUAGAAAUUAAAGAUGUUAAAAAGGUCCCUAUAUUUAAUGAAAAUCUUACUAAUGUAAAAGUCGAGAAAAAGGAAGAUACCAUAAAUUUAAUACAAACAAAUCAUAAAGAUAAAUAUUUAAAAAACCAUUUAAUAUAUAAGGACACUAACUAUAAAUUGCCAUAUAUGCUGAACUAUUAUCCUGAUGAUAUGUUCAUAUUUAAUUUCGACGGAGUUAUAAACUUAAAUAAGCAAGAAAAGAUUAUUGUUUCUUUUUUUACAUUUUUAAAAAUCUUUAAUCAAUCCCUAACGUUUAAUGGUAAGAGGGUAAGUAACUUGGCUUUGUAUGAUUUCAUGGAGAAGAGAAAGUAUUUAUUCGAAAGUAUGGAGGGCAGCUCAAUGCAAAGGGAAGUUGUUCCAAACCACUUGGACAGUGCCCCUAACCAUUGCUGCGAUACCGUGAAGGGGGAAGAUCCGUUCAUUCUUCUGAAGCUUAUGCCCAAAUUUAUGUACACUAGAUUACUUUAUAUAUAUAAAUAUUUAAAAAGGAACGAAGAUAUAGUUAUAGCGAUAAAAUAUAUAUACGAAGAGAUCAACAACAUUUGCAUUAAGUAUAACUACGAUAUUAAUGAAAUUAUUCGAAUGUGUGAGGAAAAAAAUACCAUGGCCAUGAAAUUAAAUAGGCUUAGAGAUUUGGAGAAGACUAUGCAGAUACCCACAGAUUGUGGAGCAUCGGAUCAUACGGAUGUGGAUACAAAUGUGAAUACGAAUGUGGACGUGAACGUGUACGAAAUAACCAAGGAACUGACCGAGGGAACAUUCAACCCUAAUGUACUUUACAAAUAUAAGCACAUAGAAAAUUUGGCCAAUGUAUUUCCCAGUUUUCGCUUCGACUUUGAAGAUUUUUAUACGAGUAAUUUUUAUUUAAAAUUGUAUGAUAGGUACAAAGUAAAUGCGGAAGAUGUAUUAACCCAGUUUGAUAUUAUGCGUAGCUUGCUAAUGAAAAAGGAGAAAGAAGCUUAUACAAAUUUACUCAAGUAUAGAUAUGUAUGUAAUAAUUUAACAGAUGAAGAAAAAAAAAGACAUGAAACUUUUAACCUUUGUUGCAUUGAUAUAAUUAAUAAUAAUAUUAACGUUUAUAAAAAGCCGAUAUAUAUAAUUUCUUCUGUUGAGGACUCAAGCUUCAUUAGGUAUACACUGCAAUCGUUUGGAUUAAAUAUCGUAGAGCCAGAUGAUGAGCAUCUGCUUCGCAUUUUUGGAAAAGACUCCUUAAAUGUAAAUCAUGAGCAAGAACGAACUAAUACAGAAAAUUCCAUUCUUUCCAGUUUAAAGAAACUCGUCAAAUCGAAGUAUUUCUCCGGAGGGGGGAAGCAAAAAAAAAGGGGCAGAAAGAAUGAAGACAGGGUGGAAAAGGCAGAUGACGAAGCGGAAGACAAAGCGGAAGACGAAGCGGAAGACGAAGCAGAUGACAAAGCGGAAGACGAAGAUGUGGCCGUCUGUCAAUCCACAUCAGUGUUGUUACCUGAUGACAACUCAGAAAAUACGGACUACUUGUUCGAUCCGUACUGCCCAGACAUAGGUUAUUUAAAUCAUGUUAAGAAAACACAAAAAAGAGACUAUUUUUUUAGAAAAAAUCCACAUUAUAUGAACAUGUUAAGGCAAAAAUGUAACUUAGUAAACACAAUUAUAGAGAAAUAUCAUGACGAUAAUAUAAUACAUAUACUAGAUCACAAAUAUGAUGACUUAAAUGCGUUAAACAAUGACAAAAGAUUUAAUAAAAAGGUACGUUUAUACUUUUGUGAAUGGGGAUAUAAUACAUAUGAAGAAAAACUAAAAGCUAUAUAUAAUGAUAAGAUCAAAACCUUUUCCCAGUCUUUUAAACUUCUAUUUUUAUGCUGCACUUAUCAGAAUUCUUCCAGAAGAGAACACACUCAUGGAAAAGGUAUACCCAUGGAUUUUUAUGCGAAAUAUAUGCAUAAAUAUUUCUUGAAAAAUAAUUUAAUUACGUACACAGACAGAUAUGGUAAUCCGGUACAGCCUCCCUAG
This is a messenger RNA of Plasmodium malariae, 2289 nucleotides long. Its product is annotated as conserved Plasmodium protein, unknown function. NCBI's taxonomy places the organism in Eukaryota, Apicomplexa, Aconoidasida, Haemosporida, Plasmodiidae. The transcript has a single exon. The coding region runs from base 1 to 2289 and encodes 762 amino acids. The record is from RefSeq and is a predicted model, not a curated record.